GCGGGGCAUCACGGGGGCUGUAGUCCGCGGGCCAUGGCGGCGCUGGCGCGGGCCGCGUGUGCGCGGGUGGGCGCCGUGUGCAGGGUCCCCGCCAGCGGCUACGCCAAGAAGGCGGGGGCCUUGAAGGUGAAGGUGAAGGGGCAGGCGAAGGAGCAGGAGCCCCAGCAGGGCCCGGAGGUGUGCACGGACCCCGCGGUGCUGGCCACGCACGCCGUGGGCGUCAACUACUACAAGCAGGGCCCCGAGGUGGCGCUGAAGGACGACGCGGACUACCCCGACUGGCUGUUCCAGAUAGACCUCGGCCCGCCCAAGAAGCUGGAGGAGCUGGACCCUGAGACGCCCGAGUACUGGAGGCUGCUGCGGAAGCUGAACACCUGGCACCGAAACAAGAUAAGAAAGAACAGGACAUUCUAGGGAGGGGGCCCGCGUGGCAGACUCCUUCGGUGCCCUCCUGUCGGGGAGGGAGGAUGCACAGGGCUCCAGGAGAGAAACUGGACUUUGCCCUAAAUGACAGGAGACAGGAGCAGCUGGGACCUCUUCCCCAGCUUGCGUCUUAUUUUUCCUGUAAAUACUGACAAUAAAUCACUUGUGUGAUAAAA
This is a messenger RNA of Alligator mississippiensis (American alligator), 599 nucleotides long. RefSeq names its product mitochondrial ribosomal protein L54 (gene MRPL54). Gene Ontology annotation, molecular function: structural constituent of ribosome. Gene Ontology annotation, cellular component: mitochondrial large ribosomal subunit. The coding region runs from base 34 to 414 and encodes 126 amino acids. The transcript has 3 exons. NCBI's taxonomy places the organism in Eukaryota, Metazoa, Chordata, Crocodylia, Alligatoridae. The record is from RefSeq and is a predicted model, not a curated record.